AUGAGUGGUCCAGAGAGAGAGAGAGAGGGAGCAAGAGAGAGAGUCAGCAGCAAAGCAGCUCAGAGAUGGAGUAGGACCUGUGCACAUACACACUCUUACACACAUUCUUAAUAACAACGCCUUGCUCCAACUGAAGCGCAGCCAUGCAGGAAUCUCCUGGCUCUAUUGGUGUGGAUGGAGGUUAUGCCAGUAAUGUGCCUGCCUUCCUCACCAAACUGUGGACCCUGGUAGAGGACCCGGACACCAACCACCUCAUCUGCUGGAGUUCUACUCCACAAUCUGGCUUACAGAAUCCUCAAAAUACUGGGACCAGCUUCCAUGUGUUCGACCAGGGCAGGUUUGCCAAAGAGGUGCUGCCAAAGUACUUCAAACAUAACAACAUGGCCAGCUUUGUCCGUCAGCUCAACAUGUAUGGCUUCAGGAAGGUGGUGAACAUAGAGCAGAGUGGUCUGGUGAAGCCAGAGAGAGACGAUACAGAGUUUCAGCACCUCUACUUCCUGCAAGGCCACGAACACCUGCUGGAGCACAUCAAAAGGAAGGUCUCCAUCGUGAAGAGUGAAGAGACUAAAGUACGCCAGGAGGACUUGAGUAAGCUGCUGUAUGAGGUGCAGGUGCUGCGCAGCCAACAAGAGAACAUGGAGUGUCAGAUGCAAGACAUGAAACAGCAGAAUGAGGUGCUGUGGAGAGAGGUGGUCUCACUGAGACAGAACCACACCCAGCAGCAGAAAGUCAUGAACAAGCUGAUUCAGUUCCUUUUCAGCCAGAUGCAAUCAAACACACCCAGUACUGUAGGAAUUAAGAGAAAGCUUCCCCUUAUGUUGGAUGAUGGCUCCACCACACCCCCAGCCUCUAAGUUCAAUCAUAACCACCAAAUGGAGCCCCUGCAUGAGCAUUUCUAUAUCCAGUCGCCAUCAACAGAAACUGCCUCUUGCUCCAAUAGUGCAAUGACAGGAGGACCAAUCAUAUCAGACGUUACUGAAAUGUCACAACCCAGCAACUUGGCCAUUCAAAUGCAAACAGAGGAGACAAGGGAUAAGUGUAUGAUGCUGAUCAAAGAGGAGCCAGUGAGCCCAGGGGUGAGAGGCCGGGGGGAGGGCGUCCCACUGGGCUCCUGUGAGGUGUGUUCUGAACCCCCCAUCCUCCCUGUUGCCAUGGUACAAUCCGUCCUGGAGGGCCGAGGGUCUGGAGCAGACAGGAGGAUCACGAGACCUGCUCUGGAGAGGCCAGAGGUACCUGAUGCUGUAGAGAAUGUGGACAUGAGUCUGGAGGACCUGCAGCUUCUCCUGAGGACCCACCAGCAGAGUGUGGAGCCCACCGCUGCUGUCAUGGAUCCAUUCAAUUUCAACCUGCCCUUGAGUGAGUGGAACUUUACUGAUAUGGAGUCCAAUCUGAAAUCAUACAUGUUUCAGAGCCAGGAGGCAGAGGCUUACCCCAACGCUGGUUGUGAGGAACAGUGACGGCUUGACAGAUCAACUGGCACAGGCUUUUCCUGACAAAGGCAGACCAGAAAUAAGACAUUCCUCAAGGCUCUCAGAUUUGUUCCAUCCCCAGUCGUCAUGUCUUAGAUCUAGCCCACCUGACCCAAUGUGAGCAGAGCAGGAGGGAUUCUUGUCACUCAGAGCUCUGUGGGCCUACCUUCCAUCCACUAGGAUGUCAGUUCUGGGGAGUUUUCUUCAGAAGCACUGUAUGGCUUUUCAGAGAACCAAAGUUUAAUCUAUUUGGAAUUAUUCAGACUUCUUUCACUGAAGUUCAACAGUUUUACUGGUGGGGACUCUGGCAGUUGUCACUUCAAAGGCUGAUCCGCAGGACAUCCUGACAUAAGCAAUGGCUUCUCUCCUAAAGCUGGACUGAUCUACAGUCGGAGUGUCUGACUGAGGGAUCUCAAUUCAUGAAAGACCAACCGACCAGUUGACAUUUCAAGGAUAAAUUCCUAGCACAAAAGUGGAGUUUGGAGUAUGACCGGCACUAUUACGAAGUUCCAAUAUUCUCUGCCAUCAUGCCAGCGGUAGUAUGAAAAGUUGCAUCAUACCACGGUGGCCCAGGUUUGUAAGCACUUUAGUCUCUGUGAGAGUUUCUGCUUGUGGAGCUGAUUUUUUUCCCUAAAUAGCAUAUUUGGUUGUAUAGAAAUCAUAUUUUCAUUAUAUUCUUAUGGAAAAUACUAUAUUUGUAUUUCAAAAUGAUAUUCAUAAGAUAACAGAAAUAGUGUUACUUAUCUUCUGUAUGUUUUAAUGUGAGAGGUCUAGGAAAUAUUUGAUGAUAGACUUCCCAUUUGAAAAAACAAUGAAGACACCAUACAUUGCUUUUUUGCACAAUUUGUAUCACUAUUUAUUCUUAAUCACAAUCCAUAUAUUUAUCUUGAAACACUCAGUGCUUUUCCUGUGCACAAGAGUACCUUUGAUAUUUAUCAAGUUGUCUAUGAUGACUACUAGGCUGUAUAUAAUAUAAUGCAUACAUUAGUAAAAUUAGAACAAGAGGUAGAUGAGCCAACUUCAUCUGGAGUUUAGAUAAGAUCAACAUGUAGACUCGCUAAACAGAGAGGAAAGAGAGAUGUUCUAGUGUCACUAAACCUGUGUCCAUCUAUUUAAGUGUCUUUAUUCUUCCAUCCAUCUAGCUUUCUACCACAUCCCUCUUUUCAGCUUUUCUGACUAGUAUAAGAUUAUUUAUUAUAGAUAAACAUUCUGUCCUGCCAUUGAUUUUAGUGGUGGGUAGGGGCAAAGUAAGAUUUCAAGACAGACGAAGAGCCUCUCUAGAGCCUCCAUUUGUUUCAGAGAUAGGCCAAAUCCCAUAUUGGGAUUAUAUCUAUUUUAUACAAACUCCAGAGGGUGCGGACAUGGACUGAUGAUGUAGGAGAUGGGUGCAAUAACCCCCACCUUCUUUCUCAAUGAUCUGAGCAGGUUCAUAUGAUUUUGAUAGACAUCAAACUGGUCGGACACAUCAAUGGGAGACACAAGUUGCCUUAAAAUGUCACCUGCAUCAAGAACUUUCCACAAAUGUGUGAACAUCAAGCAUUACCCAAAUGCUAAAUUGUGUUAAAAAAAAAAAAUAAUCAGUAGGCCCGGCUGCCUAACCUUGUAAAAAGACAUGACUGAAAACUGAGCUGUGUCUGUUGGAGGCAGCUGCUGACAUAUUCCCAUAUUCCUCAGAUAAUAUGUGAUUUCUGGGAAUCCAUUAGAAUCUGAAGAAACACAAUGCACUUCCUUUGACUGUGGAGGACACAUCCACAUGGAAAACAGCCCAGGUCUUUCUUGACAAUCUUCCUUUUGAACUGAUAAUACUAUACUGUGCAAUAUUACAGUUGUGAGAAUUCACAAGGUUGCAAUACAUCAAUGACCAUUGGAAUGUAGAAAGUAACUGUAUCAUAGGCUGCAUCAUGGUAAGUGACACCUGUAGCUAUAACUACAAGAGGAAAAUAUAAGGUGGCGUAUAAAUGAAAUUGCACUAAGAAUGAUCAUUGUAUUAGAUUUAGCAGUAUUCAUUUAGACUUAUUUUUUAUCAGUGUUUUCUUUAUUACUGAAAUAUGAGUGUUUCUCUGAUUUGCUAGGAGUGAUACUUUCAUUCAAUUGCUGUUGUAUAUUUUUUUAUUUUAUUCAUUUGCACUGGUAAUGAUCGGAUGUUUGAAAUAUACAUAAUGCUUGUCAGGAUUGCAGACUUAUCAAAGUAUUUUUGUUGUUUGAGGAAUCAUCUGCUGUAACAAAAUAAAUCCAUGGUCAUAAUGCAUCAUUGUCUAUGGCUUUGCAAUGACAGUGUUGUAUAUGGGUAGAACUGGACAAAAGUCACAAUGAAACAAAAAAUGUUUGCUAUGUAUGCAAUGACAAUACAAGUUGUAAAACCAGAAAAGUGAGCAUUGUACAAGCGCUCUUGUUUGCAUGUGGGGAAGAGACAGGGGUGGAAUAUUUAACCAAAAAGAGACCUAUCAUCAAAUUAUAGUAUUUUCUAAUGUAUGUGAUUAGUUUCUAAUUGUAAAAUAAAUAAAU
Coregonus clupeaformis (lake whitefish) is the source of this 3974-nucleotide messenger RNA. RefSeq names its product heat shock factor protein 1-like. Gene Ontology annotation, molecular function: sequence-specific DNA binding; DNA-binding transcription factor activity. NCBI's taxonomy places the organism in Eukaryota, Metazoa, Chordata, Actinopteri, Salmoniformes, Salmonidae. The transcript is spliced from 14 exons. Bases 144 to 1457 code for a protein of 437 amino acids. Gene Ontology annotation, biological process: regulation of DNA-templated transcription. The record is from RefSeq and is a predicted model, not a curated record.